Molecule: messenger RNA, 1353 nt
Organism: Fusarium sp. VM40
Lineage: Eukaryota; Fungi; Ascomycota; Sordariomycetes; Hypocreales; Nectriaceae
Source: the annotation of a GenBank genome assembly
AUGCCUCUCCGCCCUCAUAUUGGACUCGGCUUCCCAGCUCAUGCUUACCAAAAACGUCAUGUAGAACCUCAUGAUCGCUCUACUGGGUACCAGCCCAAGGUUCGAAUCACUGACCGUUAUCGUAUCAUCGGUUUUAUUAGCUCCGGUACAUAUGGACGAGUCUACAAAGCAGUCGGUCGCAAUGGUAAGCCCGUCGGCGAAUUUGCUAUCAAGAAGUUCAAACCCGACAAGGAAGGAGAGCAGAUCAGCUACACGGGCAUCUCCCAGAGUGCUAUUCGUGAGAUGAGUCUAUGCAGCGAACUUCAUCACAUCAAUGUCAUCCGCCUUUGCGAGAUUAUGCUGGAGGAUAAGUGUAUCUUUAUGGUAUUCGAAUAUGCAGAGCACGACUUGUUGCAGAUCAUCCAUCACCACACUCAACAGCCGAGGCAUCCAAUUCCUCCUGCUACUAUCAAAAGCAUCAUGUUCCAACUUCUCAAUGGAUGUCAAUACCUACAUAUAAAUUGGGUUCUGCACCGAGAUCUCAAGCCCGCCAACAUCAUGGUUACUUCUUCGGGAGAGGUUAAGAUUGGUGAUCUGGGUCUUGCACGUCGUUUCGACAAACCUUUGCAUUCACUUUUCAGUGGAGACAAAGUUGUCGUGACUAUAUGGUAUCGCGCUCCCGAACUCAUUCUUGGUUCUUAUCAUUACACACCAGCUAUUGAUAUGUGGGCUGUCGGCUGUAUCUUCGCUGAGCUCCUAUCCUUGCGGCCUAUUUUUAAAGGCGAGGAAGCCAAGAUGGACAGCAAAAAGACUGUCCCCUUCCAACGUAACCAGAUGCAGAAGAUCAUUGAGAUCAUGGGCGUUCCUACUAAAGACAAGUGGCCUCUUCUUCCAACCAUGCCCGAAUACAAUCAGCUCAACACUCUAGCCAACUCUAUGGCGUCAUCUCAUCACGGCCACCACAGCCAUCACCCACAUCACCACGGCCACUAUGGCUCCCGGAAUCCGCCCCCACCCCUACCGGGUGGUUCAAAUCUUGAAAAGUGGUAUUUCAGUACCAUCAAUCACACCAGUACCCCCGGCGGUCAACCGCCACUUGCUUCUCUCGGCCAAGAAGGGUAUAAGCUGCUCGCUGGACUCCUCGAGUAUGAUCCUUCGAAGCGCCUCACUGCCGCCCAGGCUCUUCAAUCGCCAUUCUUCAGCACCGGCGACCGCGUCAGCGCGAAUUGCUUCGAGGGCUGUAAGAACGAGUAUCCAUGCCGACGAGUGAGUCAGGACGACAACGAUAUCAGGACCAGUAGUCUUCCCGGAACGAAGAGAAGCGGAUUGCCUGAUGACUCCCUCCUACGAUCAGCUAAAAGGUUGAAGGAGUAA